Molecule: messenger RNA, 832 nt
Organism: Nematocida parisii ERTm1
Lineage: Eukaryota; Fungi; Microsporidia
Exons: 1
Coding region: 1-789 (262 amino acids)
Biological process (GO): carbohydrate metabolic process
Cellular component (GO): membrane
Molecular function (GO): chitin deacetylase activity
Source: RefSeq, a predicted model, not a curated record
AUGAAAGUUUCAUUAUUUACUAUGAUGAUGGGAGUGGUGAAUUGUUUAAGGGCACCAAGUCAGUGUGCUAAACCAGGACAGAUUGCAUUGGUAUUCAGUGAUGGGCCUGUGCAAAGCAGUCCGGAACUUCUGCAAACCUUAUCUGAUGAAUCUAUUACAGCAACAUUUAUGUUCUCUACUGUUAAUAUUGACCACUCUGGUGUGGCAGAUAUAAUCAAACAGGCUGUAGAUGAUGGGCACACAGUUGGUCUCAGAACUAACCCAAUAUAUGACUUUAGUGAAAUGGAUAGUGAAGAAAUAAAAGAAGCAAUUGUAGGUGAGCUGAACGUACUUGAUGAAUUAGCAGGUCAGAAGACUAAAUACAUUGCUAUUAAUCAGCCAGAUGUAACCAACCAGACAGUUCUUGAAGUGAUUGAUGAUUUAGACUUGGUUCUGAUUAAUUACAACUAUGAUAUGUACGGAACAGACGAUGAUCCAGAUGAUAUGAUUAACAGAUGGAAAUUGAAGUUAAAGUCUGUAAGACCACAGUCAUCCUCAUACAUUGUACUGCAACAUGACCAAAGAGAGUCUGAGCUGGGAAUAGUCCCUGAUGUGGUUGAUAUGGGAGGUGCAGCAGGUUAUUCAUUUGUUAACAUUGAUGACUGUCUCUCUGGUGUGGAUAUGAACGGACCAGCUGGAUCCUCAGGGGAUGCUGGUGAUAGAACAGAAAGAACAGGAACUGACAGAAAAAACAGCGCAUUCUCUCCUCUUGUUCUUAUGGGAUGCAUGGCAGGUGCUCUUGCUCUAUAAAUAGUACGCUGGUGUUAAAUAAUCUGAAAUAAAUGAAUAUGAG